GCCCCGCGUCCCCGCCCGCCCGUCCGCCGAGCCGGUCCGGCCGCCGCGAGCAUGCACCCGACGAGCUAGGAGGAAGCCGGAGGAGCCCCGCAGGAAGGACCGAGCGCCGGCUGCCCGCCCGCCCGCCCGGGCCCCUCCCCUGCGGGGCGCCCCCAGCCCCACACCCCCCCACCUUCCUGGGGGGUGGGGGGGUGCGGGCCGCCGACCGCCCGGGACAGCCCGUCUCCCCGCCCCCGGCCCCCUCCCCGGCCCGGCAGGCCAUGGAUCUGACCAGCAGCUCGGGCGGCGGCGAUCCUCGGCAGAUUGAGGAGACCAAGCCGCUGCUGGGGGGCGACGUGCCGGCCCCCGAGGGCACGAAGAUGGGCGCCGUGCCCUGCCGCCGGGCCCUUCUGCUGUGCAACGGGAUGAGGUACAAACUGCUGCAGGAGGGCGACAUCCAGGUCUGUGUCAUCCGGCACCCGCGGACCUUUCUCAGCAAGAUCCUCACCUCGAAAUUCCUGAGGCGCUGGGAGCCGCACCACCUAACGCUGGCCGACAACAGCCUGGCGUCCGCCACGCCAACUGGGUACAUGGAGAACUCAGUCUCCUACAGCGCUAUUGAGGACGUUCAGCUGCUGUCCUGGGAGAACGCCCCGAAGUACUGUUUACAGCUCACAAUUCCUGGGGGAACUGUCCUACUGCAGGCUGCCAACAGCUACCUGCGAGACCAGUGGUUCCAUUCUCUGCAGUGGAAGAAAAAGAUUUACAAAUACAAGAAAGUCCUAAGCAACCCGAGUCGUUGGGAAGUGGUCUUGAAGGAGAUCCGAACCCUGGUGGACAUGGCCCUGACCUCUCCCCUGCAGGACGACUCCAUCAACCAAGCCCCGCUGGAAAUCGUCUCGAAACUGCUCUCAGAGAACACAAACUUGACUACCCAGGAGCAUGAAAACAUCAUUGUGGCAAUUGCUCCUUUGCUGGAAAACAACCAUCCACCACCAGAUCUCUGUGAAUUCUUCUGCAAGCACUGCAGAGAGCGGCCUCGGUCCAUGGUGGUCAUUGAAGUCUUCACGCCUGUGGUCCAGAGAAUCCUCAAGCAUAACAUGGACUUUGGGAAGUGCCCGCGACUGAGGCUGUUUACUCAGGAGUACAUCCUCGCCUUGAACGAGCUCAACGCGGGGAUGGAGGUGGUGAAGAAAUUCAUUCAGAGCAUGCACGGCCCCACGGGGCACUGCCCCCACCCCCGGGUCCUGCCCAACCUGGUGGCUGUGUGCCUGGCCGCCAUCUACUCCUGCUAUGAAGAGUUCAUCAACAGCCGCGACAACUCCCCCAGCCUGAAGGAGAUCCGGAACGGCUGCCAGCAGCCCUGCGACCGGAAGCCCACCUUACCUCUGCGCCUUCUGCACCCCAGCCCGGACCUGGUGUCUCAGGAAGCCACACUGUCCGAGGCGCGGCUCAAGUCGGUGGUCGUGGCCUCCAGCGAGAUCCACGUGGAGGUGGAGCCCGCCAGCACUGCCAAGCCGGCGCUGACGGCCAGCGCGGGCAACGACAGCGAGCCCAACCUCAUCGACUGCCUCAUGGUCAGCCCCGCCUGCAGCACCAUGAGCAUCGAGCUGGGCCCCCAGGCCGACCGCACACUCGGCUGCUACGUGGAGAUCCUCAAGCUGCUGUCGGACUACGAUGACUGGAGACCGUCUCUGGCCAGCUUGCUUCAGCCCAUUCCAUUCCCCAAAGAAGCCCUCGCACACGAGAAGUUCACCAAGGAACUGAAGUACGUGAUCCAGAGGUUCGCUGAAGACCCACGACAGGAGGUCCACUCGUGCCUGCUGAGUGUGCGCGCCGGCAAAGACGGCUGGUUUCAGCUCUACAGCCCUGGAGGGGUGGCCUGCGACGAUGACGGGGAGCUGUUCGCCAGCAUGGUGCACAUCCUCAUGGGCUCCUGUUACAAGACCAAAAAAUUCCUGCUCUCCCUGGCGGAAAACAAGCUGGGACCCUGCAUGCUCCUGGCGCUGAGGGGGAACCAGACCAUGGUGGAGAUCCUGUGCUUGAUGCUGGAGUACAACAUCAUCGACAACAACGACACCCAGCUCCAGAUCAUCUCCACCCUGGAGAGCACGGGCGUGGGGAAGCGCAUGUACGAGCAGCUGUGCGACCGGCAGCGGGAGCUCAAGGAGCUGCAAAGGAAAGGCGGGCCCACCAGGCUAACACUGCCCUCCAAGUCCACAGAUGCCGACUUGGCUCGUUUGCUGAGCUCUGGCUCCUUCGGAAACCUGGAGAACCUCAGUUUGGCCUUCACCAAUGUAACCAGUGCCUGCGCAGAGCACCUCAUCAAACUGCCUUCUCUCAAGCAGCUAAACCUGUGGUCCACUCAGUUUGGAGACGCCGGCCUGCGGCUCCUGUCGGAACACCUCACGAUGCUUCAGGUGCUGAACCUGUGCGAGACGCCUGUCACCGAUGCCGGCCUGCUGGCCCUCAGCUCCAUGAAGAGCCUCUGCAGCUUGAACAUGAACAGCACCAAGCUCUCGGCUGACACCUAUGAAGACCUGAAGGCCAAGCUUCCCAACCUGAAGGAGGUGGACGUCCGCUACACGGAGGCCUGGUGAAGCCCGGGCGGGCGGGAAGCCGCUGCACCCGCAGCACACGCUUGACAAAGCGCCGGAGAGCAGCGGACCGAGGGGCCGCCCCCGCGUCCUGGCUGUGACAUAGAUGGGGGGUCUUUCUGGGGGCCGAGGGCGGAGGGGGGAGGGGGGAGGGUCGGAGGCACGCCCAGCCCCCGCCUGAUUCUUUUAGCUUCAUAAUCGGAUACCUUGACCUGAUCUAAAACGGACUUUGUAGCAACCAGAGGAGCGCCAGCGGGUCGGGGAGAGGGUGGGGGUGGGGGCUUGGGGAGGGGGGACCCUUCGUGGAUUUUCUUUGCCUUUGUGUUCAAUGCCGUGUGGGAAAAGUCAACUCCGAUGCCACCGUCACGCGACCCCAGUGGGCCUGGAGGCGGAGGAAGGAUGCUGUCCUCUGAGGCCCCGCGGGGAACUCGCCCCACCAUCGCCGUCGGACUAGACCCAGUCACGUCAUCCCACCGUCCUGUGUCCUCGCCAUUGCUAUGCAACGUGAUUCUUGUUGUACAUAAGAUUUAAAUAAUGCGCCUAUUUAAGAAACGUUGACAAAUUGCAGGUCUGGGACCUGCCUCUUAUUUAUGAAGUCUCUGACCCGCCCGCCCGCCCGCCCGCCCGCCCUGGCCUGUCGUACUGUACAAACCAGUCAGCUGUCGGGGUAGUGGUUGUGUUCUUGUUAUUUUUUUAAAGGAAACAAACAGACAAAAAGAAAAAAAAAAAAAAAAAACAAUCUCCUUGGAAAAUGACUUGCUUUUUCGUAAUGGAUUCUGUAUGCUAACGCUCUCUUGUCCGUCCGCCAGCCCCUCUGCCCGCCACACCCCGCCACCGUGCAUUUCCCCGAUUCCAGAGGUCUCCAGGUUCCUCGUGGGGUGGGAGUCAGGCUGGGGGAGGAAGAGCGGGGGUCCCCACCUUGUAGUCUUGCUCCUCUGAGGCCCCAGCUUUCUCUCGGCCCCUUUUACACGUUUGGAGGAGGGGUGUGCUAACCUGUCCUCCGUCCGUCCGCCCCGUAGGAGAGCCCUCCCGUCUCCAGUGGCCCCUGAGGUCCCCGUCCCAACUGAGACUCUGCGACCUGUGGCCUCCCCACCGUCCUGUGCCUCCCACGCCCCUCAUGCAUGCCCGCCUCUUUGCAUGGUCCCUCGGGAGAAGAGAGACAUCGCCUCCACCAGCCUGCCCCCCCCCACGAAUGUGACCACUGCAGCGCAGACGCCCCUCCUGUCCCCUUCCGUCCCACACCCGCCCCAAAGACACACCAACCUCCAUUUCUUUUAUAGACAAGCCCUCACUGUACAGAACAGCCCUCCUGGUUUACUUGGGGUCCCCUCUCCCCCAAGCCCCUUCUUCUGUUGGUUUAGCACAAACACCCCCUCCGGCACCUCCAGACCUAACCCCCCGUCAAUGUAAUUGUUUUAUAUAUAUUUAAUCUUAUUCAAUGGAAACCAUGCUUUUGUCGUUUUAUACUUUGCUAGGUAGACUUUAUUACCCACCCCCGACUAUGCCCUCAUUUUUUUAAAAAAGGAAAAAAAAAAAGACAUUGGGUUUCAGUCUUAAUCCAUUUUCCGUGCCAGGUUUGAUUUCGUGUGUGCGUGUGAGUGUGUUCCGUUUCGUGUAUUGUUUUUUUUGUUGUUGUUGUUUUCUGUUGUUCGGUUUUACCUGCUCCCCUCCAGUCCCAUACUUUACAGCACUCUGGUGCAGGAAGAAGCAGAAGCAAAAAAGAAAAAAAAAAAAAAAAUUUAAAAAGAAAAAAAAAAAGAAGAGCCGAGACAUGCCACCUUUCCCUUCGCACUGUUGCUUUUCCUGAUGGUUAAUAUGCUGUCACGUAGCUGUGUUCAGAGAUGUGAAAUACUUUCAGGCAAAAAUAAACUGUAAGUGACUCAUUGA
Molecule: messenger RNA, 4463 nt
Organism: Sus scrofa (pig)
Lineage: Eukaryota; Metazoa; Chordata; Mammalia; Artiodactyla; Suidae
Gene: CMIP
Product: c-Maf inducing protein
Cellular component (GO): nucleoplasm; cytosol
Source: RefSeq, a predicted model, not a curated record